This is a messenger RNA of Gracilinanus agilis (Agile Gracile Mouse Opossum), 2471 nucleotides long. It is a transcript of the gene NTRK1, whose product is annotated as neurotrophic receptor tyrosine kinase 1. Gene Ontology annotation, molecular function: neurotrophin receptor activity; ATP binding; neurotrophin binding. Bases 1 to 2382 code for a protein of 793 amino acids. The transcript has 17 exons. Gene Ontology annotation, cellular component: plasma membrane; signaling receptor complex; axon. Gene Ontology annotation, biological process: nerve growth factor signaling pathway; protein phosphorylation; cellular response to nerve growth factor stimulus. Lineage: Eukaryota; Metazoa; Chordata; Mammalia; Didelphimorphia; Didelphidae. The record is from RefSeq and is a predicted model, not a curated record.
AUGCUCAGAGCCGUGAGGAGCAGGCAGCUUGGCAGGCAGGGCUGCCCUUGGGCCCUGCUUGCCUGGCUGUUUCUGGUGCCUUCAGGCAUUGCCCACUGCCCUCUUGCCUGCUGCCCCUUUGGCCCCUCAGGGCUGCUCUGCACGAAGCCAGGAGCACUCACCAGCCUUGGCCUCCUGACAAGCUUGGAGAACCUGACAAGCUUGGAGAACCUGACGGAGCUCCACAUUGAGAAUCAGAAGGAUCUGAAGCGCUUGACCCUGAGUGACCUGAGUGGCCUGAGAGAGCUGAGGAACCUCACCAUUGCACACAGUGGUCUCCGAUAUGUGGCUCCAGAUGCGUUUCGUUUCACGCCUCGGCUCAGCCGACUGAACCUUUCCUUCAACGCGCUGAACUCACUCUCGUGGAAAACUGUUCAUGACCUUUCCCUGCAGGACCUGGUUCUGACUGGAAACCCCUUGAACUGUUCCUGUGCCCUUCAAUGGCUGCAGCGCCGGGAAGAGGAAGGGACGGCCCAGCUGGGAUUUGCAUGCCAGAGUUAUUUUGCCCUCAUGCCCAAUGACAGCUGUGGAGUUCCUCUGCUGAAGGUGGAGCCAUCCAAUAUUACAGUGGACGUGGGUGACAACGUAACGCUGCAUUGCCAGGUGGAGAGCCAGAGCCAAAGUUGGACCAGCUGGAACACUGAAGAGCUGUCUGAGUUCGUCACUCCCCUGGAAUCUGGGAAUCUGUCAUCCUUAUGGUUGAUUCUGGCCAAUGUCUCCAGCGACCUCAACAGAAAGAAUGUGAUAUGCUGGGCUGAGAAUGAUGUGGGCUGGGCCCAGCUCUCCGUACAGGUCAACGUCUCCUUUCCACCUAAAGUGAAGCUCCAUCACCCAGUCUCCCAGCACCACUGGUGCAUUCCUUUUUCUGUGGAUGGGCAGCCACCUCCCACCCUCACCUGGCGCUUCAAUGGAUUCCUGCUCAAUGAAACCAACUUCAUCUUCACGGAGUUCCUAGAGCAGACAGCCAAUGAGACCAUGAGGCAUGGAUGCCUUCGACUUAACCAGCCCACCCAUGUCAACAAUGGCAAUUAUACCCUGGAGGUCUCCAACUCUGGGGGACGAGCCAUUGACUCUGUGAUGGCCUCCUUCAUGGACAAUCCUUUCCAGUUCAACCCUGAGGAUCCCAUCCCUGUUUCCUAUUCCCCAGGAGACACCAAUAGCACCAAUGGGGUCCCUGUGGAGAAGAAAGAAGACCAGUCUUUUGGGGUCUCAGUGGCAGUGGGUCUAGCUGUUUUUGCCUGCCUCUUUCUCUCUGUCCUACUCAUUCUUCUCAACAAAUGUGGCCGGAGAAGCAAGUUCGGGAUCAACCGUCCUGCGGCACUGGCCCCCGAGGAAGGUCUGGCCAUGUCCCUACACUUCAUGACUCUGGGAAACAGCUCCCUCUCUCCUGAGGGAAAGGGAGCUGGGCUACAGGGACACAUCAUUGAGAAUCCACAAUACUUCAGCGAUGCCUGUGUCCAUCACAUUAAACGCAGGGACAUCGUGCUCAAAUGGGAGCUGGGAGAAGGAGCCUUUGGAAAGGUCUUCCUGGCUGAGUGCCACAACUUGCUUCCGGAGCAGGACAAGAUGCUCGUGGCUGUCAAGGCCCUGAAGGAGGUGUCCGAGAGUGCCCGGCAGGACUUCCAGCGAGAGGCGGAGCUGCUGACGGUCCUGCAGCACCAGCACAUCGUCCGCUUUUUCGGGGUCUGCACGGAGGGCCGCCCGCUGCUCAUGGUCUUUGAAUACAUGAAGCAUGGAGACCUGAACCGCUUUCUCAGAUCUCAUGGACCAGAUGCCAAGAUACUGGCCAAUGGAGUGGGCACAGCUCCAGGGCCCCUAGGCCUGGGGCAGCUGCUGGCAGUGGCUGGCCAGGUGGCCGCUGGUAUGGUCUACCUGGCUAGCCUGCACUUUGUGCAUCGAGAUCUAGCCACCCGAAACUGCCUGGUGGGCCAGGGACUCGUGGUAAAGAUUGGAGACUUUGGCAUGAGCCGAGACAUCUAUAGCACUGACUACUACCGGGUGGGGGGCCGCACAAUGCUGCCUAUCCGAUGGAUGCCGCCGGAGAGCAUCCUCUAUCGGAAGUUUACCACGGAAAGUGACGUCUGGAGCUUCGGUGUCUUGCUCUGGGAGAUCUUCACCUAUGGCAAACAGCCCUGGUACCAGCUCUCCAACACUGAGGCAAUCGAGUGUAUCACUCAGGGCAGGGAACUGGAGAGGCCUCGAGCCUGUCCCCCGGAGGUGUAUGCCAUCAUGAGGGGCUGUUGGCAGCGGGAGCCCCAGCAACGCCACAACAUCAAAGACAUCCACGCUCGGCUCCAGGCCCUCAUCAAGGCACCUCCUGUCUACCUGGAUGUCCUGGGCUAGUCAGGAGUUGGACAGGCCCUGAGGAUCAGGCCUAAAAAGCCUCUGGGGCUCCCAACCUUGCUCACUCUCCAACGCCACCCCUAUUAUUG